GGGCCAUAUCGUGGGCCAUAUCGUGGGCUAUAUAGCUUUUCCAGCUCCAGCUGCGGGUCCAGUUUUCAGUCGUUGUCGUGCCGUCGUGAUGUCGUUGCCGUCGUCGCAUCCGUCGUCGUUGUCGUUGUCGUUGUUGUUGUCGCCGCACUCCAUCUAGUUGUUGUUGGUGCAGCAGGCAGCACAGCAACAGCAACAAAAUCACACACCAGCAGAGAGCAGCAACAUCAGGCUUUGAGCGCCAGCAAACAACAAUUAACCAAGCGAAAAGCCAGCAACAAACAAAUAAAAUGAGUUCGCUAAACGGAAAAUUCAUUUGCGCAUAUGGAAUGCUGCACACAUAGAUAUAUAUAGCCCUGCAUACAAGCAUAUAUAUAGAUAUAUACGUAUAUGUUAUACACACACAAAUCUACAUAAAAUCUAAGUGCAAACCAAUUGUGAUUUAAGCUAAUGACCACAACCACAAAACAGCUCCAACAACCUACAAGAAAGUGUAUAAAAAAUUUUUCAAGUUUUUUAAGUAUAUGAAAUUCAGCCCAAGCCUUGUAAAUAGCCAACAAAAUAACUAAAGAACAAGAACUCUUUUCUUAUUAAAACAUAAACCAACCGCAAAUAAAAACACACAAAUUAACUCAACUAAGGAAAGCCACAAACAACAAACAACGAACGAAUAGACAACGCCGUUUGCCCAGCAACCUGAUACAGAAAUGCAUUGCUAAACAGCUGGGGGCACUAACUCCCUUUCAACCGAGUGGCCUGCAAUUCGAAACGAUCUCAACGCAAAAAUGGCACUGCAACGCACUGGGCAGCAGCAUCAAAGGACGCAACUAACUCGACACGGGCUGCAGCAACAACAACAGCAAUUAGAAACAACAACAAAGGCCCGGCAACGAUACAGAGCGGUGGGAAAAUGAAACAAAAACCAGAAACGGGUUUUCCACUCAAAUUUGCAUUCAGCCAAAGAAAUACAAAGCUCUAAGCAAGGAGGAAGGUGCCGACACAAGCAAACAAACAUACAAACUGAGCACAAUAAGAAAAUCGCCAGUGAAAAGGGGUCAGACGGCACACGCACACACGCACACAAACACACACAAGAGACUCAGAAAAAAACCAACACACGAGCAGACCGCAACACAAAUACAAGCAUACGGAGCGCAUAAAGCACACAACACAUUCAACACAGACACACGGACACAGAAGGACGCAGUGUGCAUUGUGAACAGUUUUCAACGAAUUUCCAAAAGUCUACAAAAUAAAAUAGCUAACAGCGUUCAUUACGAAUAACAAAAGGAAACCAUAAAAUUUGAAAUUUGCUCUGUGAUUUUCUAUCGGAAAUGGUUUAGUAAUCCAAAUAAUAAUAAUAAUAAUAUUUAAUAUCAACGUAUGCAUAAAUACUGCGAAACUGCAUUCCCAGCAACCGAACCCGAGAAAAGUUUAUCAAAUCCCCAAGAAAAGCUUUAAAUUCAAUCGAAACGUAAAUCAACAUUUCUAUGAAUAAUACCAAGCAAAGUUUAUUACACUGCGACUAAUCAGUCCAGCCAACGCUACUCGAAAAACGAACUCCGACCACAACCACAACCACAAUUCCACCAAAGGAGCCAUGGACGAAAUGCCCGACCUGUCGCACCUCACGCCCCACGAGCGGAUGCAGAUCGAGAAUGUCCUUAUGCGGCAGAAGCAGGAGGAGGAGAAGCAGAACGAGAUCAUGCGGCGCAAGCAGGACGAGGUGGUGACGCUGGAAAUGCAAAUCAGGCAGCGAUCCGAGCAGCAGAAGAAGGCCGGCGUCGAGCUAGAUGCCACCUGUCACAUAUGCCUUAAGACCAAGUUCGCCGACGGAGUGGGCCACAUCUGCCACUACUGCAACAUACGCUGUUGCGCCAGGUGCGGCGGCAAGGUGACGCUCCGCAGCAACAAGGUCAUUUGGGUGUGCAUACUGUGCCGCAAGAAGCAGGAGCUGCUCUCCAAGACUGGCCAAUGGAUCAACAAGACGGCGGCCCAACAAGAUGGUUUCAUCCGACGCAUCGAGCCGGAUGGGAGCAGCGACAUCUCGCAGCACCCCAUCGUGGAUCCGCACGACACCACGGACAAGCGGCCCAAGCUGGAGAGGACGCGCAGUGCCGCCGAGAAGGAGAACCUACCCAUGCAGCGGGCGGGCAGCAUGCUGAGGCGCCAGUACUCGCAGCAGGAGCAGCCCACCAACCGCCGCCUCUCGGCCUCCGACAGCGGAAUGGAGCCCGUGAUGAGCCCCGGCCAGCAGAUGCAGCACCAUCAGCAGCAGCAGCGAUCCCGAAUGCAGCCGAUGAAUCCGCAGCAGGCGCAGCAGGGAUACGGCAUGCAGCAGCAGCAGCAGCCGCGAGCCGGAGGCGCCUAUCCCGAUGAUGAUCCCAGAUACUAUCAGGGUGAACUGGAUGGUCUGAUGAGGCAGCAUCCCCACUUGGCGCAUCCCAGUCAGGUGCAGCCGCAACAUCCGCCGCAGUCGCACUCGCAGCAGCAGCAGUCGCAGCACCAGCAGCAACAUCUAAUGCCGCAGCAACAUCGCCCAUCGCCGCAGCAGCAGCAGCAACACUCGCAGCAAUUCGCAGCCAGGCAGCAGCAGCAACAGCAGCAUCAGCAGCAGGCGCAGCAAUCGUACCACGCGCAGAUCCACCAACAGCCGCAGCAACAUCCGCAUCCCCACGCGCAGCAGCAGCAGCAGCAGCCACAUCAGCAGAUGCAGCAGCAGCAUGGCUACCAGAAGCCGCCGCCGCUGACCCGCAACCUGACCAUCAGCGGUGGUCACGCGAUGGACUCCAGUGCCUACAGCCAGCAGCAGCAGCAGCAGCAGCGACGAGCGCUCGCAGGAUCGCAGUACGCCUCGCAGCAGCAGAGGUCCUUCAGCAGCUCCGAGGAGGAGUUCCAGCACCACCUGCUGGCCGCCCAGGGCGCGGUGACGGUCACCGCGGGAUCGGACUAUGACGGCGGGCGCCUCCAGGUGCGCACCUCAUUGGAUCCGUGGCGCCAGCAGCGCAGCCUCAACGAACGGGAUCUGCUCAGCAGCGGCGGCGGUGGUGGUGGUGGCGUCGGUGGUGCUGACUUCCGCCACCUGUCGCACGCCACCCAGCGGCUGUACGCCUCCGCGGAUCAGCGGGAUCGCUACGAGCUGCAGCUGCAGCACCGCGAGCGCCUGGAGCAGUAUCCUCUUACGCGCACCGCUCGCCUGGACGUCCAGCAGCGCAACUCGCUGAACCGCAGCAACCACGAGCGGCAGUUUUCUGGCGGCGCAGCAGGCGGAGGGCCAGGAGGAGCGGGUGGUGGUGGUGCUGCUGGCGUCUACCGACGUGCCCCGCCCUUGGCAGCCGCCGGCGGCGGUGGCAGCAGCAGCAGCAGCACCACUAGCAGCAGCUACUACCCCCAGUCGAAGCCGCAGAUUGUGAUUGGUCCGGGAUCGGGCUACGAUCGAGGAUCGGGUUCCAUGGCUUCCAUGGCAUCGGCAGCGGCAGCGGCGGCGACAUCGGCGGACGCCCAAGGUCAGGCGGCGCGGGGCAGCCAGCGUGGUGGUCUGCUGGGCGCCACGAGAGGCGGCGGUGGCAGCAGUUCCGUCAGUUCCACGGAGGCUGCCUACUGGGACGAACCGGCCACCAGUUCCUCCUCAUCGGCGGCCCAGGACUCGCGGCGUUUCACCGAGCGUAGAAUAAAGAAGACGGUGCGUUUCGAUGCCCACGACGAAGAGGCCUCCAUACUGGCCAGCAGUUCGCUGCCGCCGGUCACGGCAAUCCUGCCCUCCACGGCUGUGGAUGUGGGAGCGGCCACCAUUCUGAGCAGUGGAAAGAGCCUAGACGCCGGCGGAGUUGGCGGAAUUGGUGGGGCUGACUGGGCACGGUGGGAGGCCGAGCGACAGGGUAGCCAGGACUCGGCCACCAAGGACUCGGGCAUCGAUACCAGCAGCACGUUCACCAGCAGCGAGGACUCCAAUCGAGGAGAUGGGCCCAAGAAUCCGGUGAAUUGGCAAACAUCCGCGGACAAUACUCGCCUGAUCGGGCACAUGAUAUUGCGUAAAUACUAUGAUGGGGAGGAUAUAUUAGGCUUAAAGGUCAACGGCGGUCAGCCCCUCGCAACGGGAGGAUCGGGAGCGGGAACGGGAGCGGGAACGGUAACGGUAACGGGAGCGGGAACAGGAGCAGGAGGUCCAUGCGGGGCCAUUGUGGAGAAGGUGAAGCGCGGAUCGGUGGCCGAUCUCGAGGGCAGGAUUCGACCAGGCGACGAGAUCCUCGAGUGGAAUGGCCGCGGGCUGCACAACAAGAGUGCCGACGAGGUCUACGACAUCAUCGACGAGAGUCGCCUGGACGCCCAGGUGGAACUGAUCGUCAGCCGGCCGAUCGGCAGCGGCGGCGGCAGUGGCGGCAGCAGCAGCAACGUCAGUCCCAUCAGCGGAGCCUCUGGCGGAUCCGCCAACAGUGUGUCCGCUCGCCGCUCCUCGGCCAACUUCCCGCACAGCGGGUUGGCCAGCAGCAUGGCCGGCAGUGCGGUGGUCAGCAGCGGUGGAAGAUAUCUGCAGCGCAAAGCUCCCGCGGUCGAGGCCAUUGAAAUCCAUCGGGACAAGCCGAGCGUGCUAAUCACCUCGCCCGGCUCGCCGGACAUCCACACCAGUGUUUCCGGACCGGGAUCGGUAUCAGGAUCAGGACUCCGGCAACGUGGCGGCGUCGGGCAGACGCAGCGCCUGGGACCAAGCCACAGCACCCACAGCCACAGCAGCAGCGGGAGUGGCAGCGGCAGCGGCAGCAGCACCAGCAGCGUCCACGCCCCCGCCUCCGCCCACGGCCCCGCCCACGCGUUGUCGUCCGCUUCCGGUUCCGCCCCUGGCGGCCUGCACGGCACAACGACGGCGGGCCACCAUCACCACCCGCACCCGCACCACUACCACCCGCACCAGCAUCCGCUUCCGCAUCCGCACCAGCACCAGGCUCCGCCCGCCGCCCACCUGCAAGGCCACGGGGUGGGCGGUGGCACGGGCACCCCCAUCGGCAUCGGCAUGGGCAGCGGCUCCGGCACCACCACACAGCCCAUCCCCAUCGAGGGGCGGCUGCAGCUGAAGCUCGGCUACGACCAGAACACCCUGCAGCUGAUCGUGACCCUGGUCUGCGCCACCGGUCUCUCCCUGCGCCAGAGCGGAGCGGGCCGCAAUCCAUAUGCAAAAGUGUUCCUUCUGCCCGAUCGAAGCCACAAGUCCAAGCGGCGAACGAAGACGGUGGGCACCACAUGCGAGCCCCGAUGGGGCCAGACCUUUGUCUACUCGGGUCUGCGGCGCUGCGACCUCAACGGCCGACUGCUCGAGGUAACGCUGUGGGACUAUGUGCGGUACGGGGCCAACGACUUCAUCGGCGAGGUGGUCAUCGAUCUGGCGCACCACAUCCUGGACGACGAGGCCGAGUGGUAUCAGCUGCAGCCCCACCAGGACACCUCCUAUCUCUUACGUGACGAAGGCAGCGAUGUGGACGGCCUGAUACUGACACCGACAGAUCAUUUAUCACCGCCGAGCACCGUGUCGCGCCUUAGUGAUUCGGACACCACGUCCGACUGCGACUUCGAUGGAAUGACUCCGGGGGCCAGCAUCUCGUCCAUGGGCAGCUCAGCGAGUCCGCCGCCCCUGCUAGAGCUCGAUCUAAACGAGCGUCGGUCCCGACGUGACAUGUCGCCCCAGGGCCGCAAACGGGUGGCCGGGAUGGUGGCCCGGGACUACCGCACUGUAUCUGGCAUUGGACAAAGUUACCACAAUCAGGCCUCUGCCACCGGCUACUAUCGUCGCGGAGGUGGUAAUGGUGUCGGCUCCGCCAUCGGUCCGGGUGGCAUGAGCCUCAGCCAGCGGAGUCACUCGGCGGCACCCAGCGACGGUUACCACAGCAGCAGCGGCGGCGGAGUGGGAGGAGUGCCCUCCUACGGCUAUCGGAGCACCAGUCCCCGACGGGGCUCCUUGUCGCCACCCGACGACCGCUACAUAGACUAUCCAGUGCUUCCAGUACACGGCUCCUCGCCCAACGCCCCAUCGGUCUACCAGGGACCGGGUGGUGCGUCCUCGGCGGCGGCAACUGCCUCGCAGCAGCAGCGAUUCCAGUCGCGAUCGGCCACAGCCACGCCCACAGGGUCCCCGAAGAAGAGGCAGCUACCACAGGUGCCGCAGACCUCCCGCAGUGCGAUGCUGCGAGAUCGACUGGGUCAGGACUUCGACGAGCGGUUGGCCUCGGGCGGUCGCUUCGGAAGGCACCGCACACGGCAGCCGCACCACCAGGCCACCUACCGCAGCACCGGAAUGGGCGGAUGGGAGCGCCACUACACGGGACUGUCGGACAGCGACCUGCACUCGAUGGACGCGCGGAUGCGGCCGAGGCACUCGCUGUCGCCGGACAAGGACUUCAUGGGCGAGUUCGGCGACUCGGACAUGGAGUCGGUGGUCAGCGUGACCUCCAGCGCCUUCUCCACGCAGUCGGAGCGGCCGCGCACGUCGCGCGGACUCAGCUUCCCCCGCAACUGGCGCAAUCUCUUCGGCGUCCGCAACAGUUUCCUCGGGGGCGCAGGAGGCGAACCCAUCACCGGACUGCGGCUGCACCACUCGGAGCCCGGAAGGGCCAACACCAUCGAAGUGGAUGACUGCGACUAUCUGCCGGUGGGCGGUGCCCAGCAGUUGGUGUUGCUGGAGCAGCUGGAGCAACUGCAGCAGCUGGCCGCUCUGGCAGCAGCAGACUCCCCACCCAUUUCGUCGAAUUCGGGAAUUGGAAUACAGCCACCUCACCAGGUUUUGGUGACCGAUGCCAAUAGCGGCCAGCUGGUGGAACAAUUCUACGUUGAGCCCGGCACAAUGGCCGAGGAGAUGAUGGAGCCACUCGAUCCACUCGAUCCCCAUGCGCAUCUGCAUCCACAUUCCGUCUUCUACUCGCCAUCGCCCCAUUUGCCACCACAGCCAUUCGACAUCGAUAUCGACACCAUCUAUCCACCACGACGGUCCAACGGACAGAAACCGAACGUACAAGCCACCGCCGCUGCCUAUCCGCUGCCGCUGCUGCCGAGCUUUGAGCAAUUCAAGCGCAUUACCACGCCCAUCACGAAUUUCUUCCGCAGCUCCUCGCCCGCGGGCAUCCACCCCCACGCCCACGCCCACGACCACGCCUCCACUACGCCCAGUUCGCUGGUGGGCUAUGUGCGCGACCACCAGGACAAGAGCUGCAGCCACUGCCAGAAUGGAAGUCAGCCGGUGGUGCUGUCGACCCACCACACCCUUCACCUGACCGCCGCCGGUCUGGCGAUCGGCGCUUGCCAGGAUCCCUGCUGUCUGGCGGAUGCCCAUCCGCACCCGCAGCACCAGCCCAUGGGCUACGGGGAGCCACCCACUUCGGAUCCUGCGAUGUGCGGCGAGUGUGUGGAUCAGCACUUUCUGGGCGGGCUAACGGGACCGCAACUGAAUCUCGGCGUGGUUCCCACUUACCACGUUCACACGCCCACUCCGAAUGCCCAUCGGCGUGCCAGGGGACAAAUGGCCACGCCUGCACCACCGCCCACGCAGUCGGUGCUGCGCCUUUCGCGCCAGCUGAGCGAAGAUGCCCUCGUGGCCGCCGUUCCCAUUUCGGAGGCCAAGGCGCAACCAACUUCGAUCCUGAAGAAACCGAAGCUGGAGCGAAGGCGACUCUUUCACGAAGGACAAUCCCGGUCGCUGGACUACGAUGAUCUGCACACGAAGAGCUGGGGUCGCCGUCGCAUUCGGUACGAGGACGAGGUGAUGCCCUCGUCUGGGGACUAUCCCUAUCCCCACCCGAAUCCAUAUGCCAGCCAUUCACCCACGACGGCGAUGUCGCGACGCUACGGAUCGGAGACCAAUAUUCGACAGAGUUAUAUGGGUGCAAAUGUGGAUGCCAACCAUCCGCUGAGUCACUCGCAUUUCCUGGUGACAGAUGACAAGAUAGUGACCAUUACCUACGACUCGGAUGUGGGCUGGACGCGACGGGGCGUGGCUCCAUCGCUCUUUCGCGGAGCUCACCGACAACGCGGACUGGCGGAUCCCAGGAACCACAUGUCGCUGGAUCUGCAGCGAACCAGCCAACAGAAGUUGUACGGACCGGCGGCGCCGUAUCUGAAGCGUCGAAGGAAUCUGCCGCAUCCGCCCAGUGCGCAGAAUGCCCACAACUUUUCACCAAUGGAGCCGGGAUCGGGAAUGGACGGGCUGAAUGCUGCGACAGCGGGAAUGGUGGAACAGGGCAACGGAAUGGGUAGCGGUGGUGCACACAACACUACCAGUACACACAAUAGCAACCACCACACCAACCACCACAAUAGCCAAGCGAGUAGUGUUAGUGUUAGCCAAAUUCACAAUCAACAACUUCAACAACAACAACAACAAUUACAACAACAAUCAGUUAGGCAAAAAGGGAAAGAAGGCACCACCGCCAUGAGCGGAUCGAUGAUGGCAUCGGAGCAGCUGACGAAAUCUAGUAGUGGGAGCGGUGGUGCAACAUCUGCUGCCGCUGCUGGGCAUCUUGUCGUCGGUGGUACUAAUGCUAAUAAUGCUUCUUCUUCCUCUUUUGCAAAUCCCCAACCACCACCACCACAACAACAACUACAACAACAACAACAACUUCAUGGAUCACCCAACAAUCUCAACAACAACAAACGUGCCCCAUCAUCAACACCACAACAAAACACGAACACCAUAAAUGACGCCAACAACCUGACGCUCGACGCCACACAUCAACAAUCACAACAACAACAACCACAACAACAACAAUUACAACAAUUACAACCACCACCAAAUACAUGCACAAAUCAAAACACGAACCCAACAACCACAUUAACAACAACAACCACAACAUCGUCGAAUGCAACGAAUGCGGCGACAACGACAACCGCAAAUGCAACAAAUGCUACAACAACUGCCACAAAUCCAACAACAACAACAACGAAUAACACGAACGAACCAAACGCAACAACGACAACAACAACAACGAACGCUAAUGCCGACGCGGAUGCGGACGCGGACGCGGAUGCUCCGCUGGACGCCAUCGACUGGGAUGCCAUCGACGCCAUGCUGGACGACGACUUCAGCGAGUACGACAAGGAAAAGAACGGCGCCGACGAGGCUGGUGGCUCCAAGUCAGCGGAGGGUGCGGGUGCCGAAGACAAAGUCGAUGGCAGCCUCUCGGACACCGCGAACGACCGGAAGAAGGGCGGCGGCGUUGACCAGGAGCGAUCCCCAAAAGGAGGCAGCGGCAUGGGCAAGAAGUCGAACUCCACCUCGCAGCUUUCGGCCACAGGUCGUAAAAGACGUAUGGGCUUUGGAAAGAAGGGUAAGAACUCGUUCACGGUGCACCGCAGCGAAGAAGUGCUGCCCGGCGAUAUAACGCGGGAACUGCGAACCGGUGGCGGAUUGGGCGUCAGUCUCGGCGGUGCCGGCGGUGCCGGUGGUGCCGCCGGUGGGUCAGGUGGUGCCGGCGGGGGCGGCCUGUCCCGCGGCUCGUCCUCGGAGGCGGACGCCAUCGAGCAGUUCUUCGGCGAUGGUGCCGGCGGGGAAAGAUUCUCCCCUUCGCUGCGCAACGAUGGAGCCCUCAAUGAGUUCGUGGAUGGCCUGGGACCUGGUCAACUGGUUGGUCGCCAGGUGCUGGGAGCUCCCUCGCUGGGCGACAUCCAGCUGUCGCUGUGCCACCAAAAGGGCUGUCUGGAGGUGGAGGUCAUACGAGCCAGGGGCUUGCAGCAAAAAGCGCAGUCAAAAAUGCUGCCUGCUCCGUAUGUAAAGGUGUACCUGGUGUCGGGAAAGCGCUGCGUGGACAAGAUGAAGACUUCCUCGGCUCGACGCACCCUAGAUCCACUGUACCAGCAGCAGUUGGUGUUCAAGCAGUCCUACACCGGUUGCAUACUACAGAUUACCGUGUGGGGCGACUAUGGCCGCAUCGAGAAGAAGGUGUUUAUGGGCGUGGCGCAGAUAAUGCUCGACGAUCUGAAUCUGUCGAAUAUCGUGAUCGGCUGGUACAAGCUCUUUGGCACCACCUCACUGGGUCGUCCGAUUGUUUGGGCCGGCGAAUCAGUCAUUAUGGAGGAGCCGGGCGAAUAACAGUUUCCAACACUAACGACACCCAAACAAACAGCCACCUCAACGAAAACACUUUAAGCACCCAAGCACAAUUCAAUUCAAGCGAACUUAAAACUGAACUGAAUUCAUAACCAUUCGCCAGUGCUGUCAGCCCGGCAGCCAAAUAGCAAAGGACCAAAGGACAUCCUGCAGCGGCGCUUCCCAGAGGACGCCGCCCGAUCCUCAUUCGGCAGGUCGCUGGCCCAAGCUAAGUCCACAUCUGUUGAUUUUCUACUCUACGGCGGCGGAGGACUUUGCAAGAAUACAAAAUAUAAAUAAAUGAAGAGAAAUAUCUAAUUUUUAUAAGUCAUGAAAACAAAUGCAUUUAAAUGAACCGAGAACCGAAAACCGAGAAGCGAAAACUGAGAAGCGAAAACCGAGAACAGAAGAGCAGCGCGGAGCAGACUCAGUAAAAUGUUUAAAAACGUAACUACGGAAUACAGCUAAAUGAUAAAUGUAGAGGCAGUCUAUAUAUACAUAUACACAUAUAUAACGGAUAACAUUUGACAAAAGGAUACUUGUAAAUUAUGCAUAUUUAAAAUAAUUUUUAUUACACACCUAAGAUCACUAUUAUUUUCGUAAUACGAUUACUACGAUUAUUAUUACUUAAACUAUUACUGAUAAAAGCGUAAAAAACCAAAAAAAAAAAAUACAAAAACCAAAAAACAAAGAAGAAAGAACAAGAGAAGGUGGAUAAAGUUCAAGUGCUAGUGUCAGUAUGCCUAAGCCUUAGCCUGAGCAGCGACGCAGAAGGAUAUAAAUUGUUUAUUGAAUAAAUAGCUAAAUCUAAAUCAGUAAAGGGAGUUAUAGAUUUUCAGAGACGGGAGUUAUUUAAGUAUAUAUACACACAUAUAUAAAUCGAUAUAUACAUAAAUAUAUUUACUGUUUAAGCAAGCAAAGAACCACUAACACUUAAAUAAGCCUAACUUACGAUAAAAACGAUAAAGUUAAAGCUUAAGAUUAGGUAACUAAAAGGAGGGACUUGAGAUAUGUAUUAAUCGAAGAACAAAAAGAACAACAAAUAUUUACCAAGCCAGAAAGACGAGAAAGUUUAACUUAAUAAUGCAAAAUCUGAACCUAAGCUGUACAUAGCAGAUCCACACACGUUACAUAUACACCACAUCCGAUAAUCCGACUACUAAACCAACUACCGCUUCCCCGAUUUAAGGCUAUAUAGCUUUUGGUUCGCUCUGCGCCACCUUAAAAAACUCCGCAGUCACCCCAAAAUGUGCGAGUUUUUGACGUCGGCGAUGAGGACUUAAACAUACACGUAUCUGAGGCAGAAAGUAUCCUUUAAUUUAACCUAGAGCAAUGGAAAGCUAUCUCUAUAUAUGAAUAACUAUAUCGCGAUUUCGUUGUAGCUCCCCUCACUAGCUCGCUUCACUAGUCGCUUUAGCAUCCUUUUGCCGCCUUGGUUCCAAUCAACUUGCCUCGAAACGCAUCAAGUACCUUCAAGUUAAUAGUGUGAGCUGUAAAAAUCGUUACCUGCUUGCCAAAGACACACGUACACGUACAUACAUUAGCGUAUUUAUAUAUAUGGAAAAUGGAAAAGUGCAACGGAACACCAAAAAUAGUUUGCAAUUUACUGCGAGUUCAUUUCAGAUAUUUUUUUGGCAUUCUUUUGGGCAACAUUUUGCAAUGCAUUCCUGGGGAGAAGCAAACAUAUCACUGGCCUGCAGACAGAUGAUGGAUGGGAGCAGUUAACUUUUAUAAAUACAAAUUAGGUCAUAGGGCAGAGGGCUGAGGGCUGAGAGAUUACUAUGGAGGAUUUUGAGACACCUAGCUAUUGUUCCUAUCCAGUUGUUUAGUGCUCUUUUUUUGCUUUCACUCAUGGCUACAGAUAUUCAGUUGAACCUUUCCGUCCAUUCAUUCAGAUACACACAGCUAUACAUAGACACAGUCGCAACUACAGAUGCAGAUACAGAUACAGAUACAGAUUGAAGCGAAGUUAAAUAAUAUAUUGACAUGUGCAUAUCCAUCCAAGCAGCAGCUUCCUAUAUCAGAACUAAACAACUUAGAGAUACGUAAUGAAAUGCCGAAACACAGGGACAAUGCAUUCAAAAUGUUGCUGCAAAAAAAUCACAAAAAAGUCGCGCAUCGAGCAUUUGGGAGAUGAGGAGGAUAACGCGCUUUAGAUAUUUGAGAAAAGUAAAACUACCAGCGAGGUUUCCAGCAACUAAUUAUACGAUAUAUAAGUCAGAGGAACAUACAUUCAGAUACAUACAUUAUAGAUAAUCAGAUUUGUAAACUCCGCUCUUCACGAACCCCAUACGAACUUUUUUAAUGAUAAAACUCUCUCUAUCUCUAAACCUUUAUAUUGUUUCCACUGCUCUCCUUCAGCAAAACAUUCAAGUUGCUUUGAUUACUCAGCAAUCCAGCAAAAGGACGAACAGAAGUAAUAAACUUCGGCCAGGUCGACGUUAAAUGCCCGUUCCGGAAUCAAUUGGCUUAAAAUAGAUACAAAUUGCUGAACAAUAGUGCAAUGGGAAUAUUUCGUAGAGGGCAUUUCUACCGUACAGUCAUACCAGAAAUUCUUAUUAGGAUUCCUAUAGAAUUCGUUACAUUUAAGUCACAACAAAGACAAAAGCAUAUAGAAAAUGUUAAUGAAGCAAAUGAUAUAUUACGGCAAGUUAUUUCAAAGGCAACCAAUACAAGAAACAAAAUGCUAUUUACUAAGUUCAAUUCGAAUGACAGGCGACGUUAAUACACGAGACACAAAAUCAACAACACGAGAAUAUAUCAUUUAUUGCAAAUGUUGAACAAAAUUGAUUAAAAAGGCAAAGGACUGCGCUCUCGUUGGGCGCCCCGAAUACCUUAUAUUGUAUUUUAAUAUCUCGACAACAAUCGAAGGUCGAGAAACGACAAUAAACUGUGAAAUGAAUAUGUAAAAACAAAAAACCAAAAAAACACAAAAACUAAAAUUAUACUAAAAUUUGCGGAGAGGAGCAUUAUUAAUAUUGAUGAACACAGAAACUUGAAUUGUGUAAAACUAAAAACUAAAGAGAAAA
Messenger RNA from Drosophila erecta, 13089 nucleotides. RefSeq names its product regulating synaptic membrane exocytosis protein 2 (gene Rim). The record is from RefSeq and is a predicted model, not a curated record. Bases 1598 to 10063 code for a protein of 2821 amino acids. Gene Ontology annotation, molecular function: small GTPase binding; transmembrane transporter binding. Gene Ontology annotation, cellular component: cytoskeleton of presynaptic active zone; presynaptic membrane. Gene Ontology annotation, biological process: positive regulation of synaptic transmission; intracellular protein transport; regulation of synaptic plasticity. The transcript has 25 exons. NCBI's taxonomy places the organism in Eukaryota, Metazoa, Arthropoda, Insecta, Diptera, Drosophilidae.